AUGUGUAGUGAACGAGAAUGUGGUGUAUACAUCCACACAAGUGUUACUGAUGAACUUUUAUCUAUUAGUGGUGAUCAUAAUCAUUCAGCAAAUCCAGACCAAAUAGAAGUUAAACUUCUUCGAGACAAAAUGAAAGAACGAAUAUUAGCUGAAACAAUGUCCAUUACAAAAAUAUACGAUGAAGAAAUCGUGAAGGCGAAUCUUUCAAAAGCAGCAACAGCAAUUAUUCCAACUGUUGUGGAAUAUCGAUCCAAUAUGAGUAAAGCACGACGAAAAAAUACACCUGUAAUACCAUCAUCUGUCAUGUUUGAUAUUCCAGAAUUAUACCAACAAACACUUGCAGGCAAACGAUUCUUGUUCAUAGAUGUGUUUUUAAAACGUGGUAAAGAUCGAAUUUUGGUUUUUUCAAGUGACCAGCAGUUAAAAAUUUUAUUUGAAAGUGAUACAAUUUUUAUGGAUGGUACAUUUGAUAUAACACCAGCUCAUUUUAAACAAGUUUUCUUAAUUCAUGCUCAUAAAUUUGGUCAAGGUUUACCAGUUGCAUUUUGUCUUUUACCAAAUAAACGUGGAAAAACAUAUACCGAAUUAUUUGAUAGAUUAAAAGAUCAAGCAUGUCUUAUGGGUACACAGUUCAAUCCAAAAUGCAUCAUCACAGAUUAUGAACCCGGUUUAAUGCCUGUCGUGGCACAAGAAUUCCCUGUAGCUAUCCAUUCUGAAUGUAUGUUUCAUUUUAAUCAAGCCAUUCAUCGAAAAAUUACAGAUUUAGGCUUAGCAAAUGAUUAUUUACAUAAUGAAACCAUUCGAGAUCAAUGUCGUCAACUUAUGGCAUUAAGUCUUAUGCCUGUUGAUGAAGUUGAGCGUCAAUUUCAACGUUUACAAACUAUUACGUCGUCAACAUUAAGUGAUUUAUUAUUGUAUUUUAAAAAUCAAUGGGUGCAUGGUGUUGUUCCAAUUCAUAUGUGGAAUUUUCAUGAUGCCGACCAUCGAACAAAUAAUACUUCAGAAGCUUAUAAUCUUCGAUUUGCAACUCGAUUAUCAAAAAAGCAUCCUAAUAUUUGGAGCUUUAUACAAUUAAUUCAAAGUGAACAUGUUCGUUUUGAACAUAUUUCAAUUCAACUUGAUGCUGGUGCAUCUGCACCGAAACAAUCGACAAAAACAAAAGCUUUUCAAAUAAGAUUUGAUACUCUUCGUAGCAGAUACAUCAAAAAGGAAAUCAACGCAAUUGAACUAUUGUCAGGUUUAUCAUUGCUAAUUGGAAAGAAAAAAAAAUAAUAUCUUCUUAUCUUCCCUAGAGAAAGUACUGAGUUCAGGGUACCCAUGUACUGAGAAAGCUCUAGCAGGGUACCCAAUAGGGGUACUUUGAAAAUUCUCAGUAAUUUUACUGAUGUAUGUACUGUUUGGGGUACCCGUAAAAGUACAUUCACUGAAUAAGUACCUGCAUGGAUACACAAGUCUGUAACUUUACUGAGGAAAUCUCGACAGGGUAUCCUAAAUUUUUCGCGUUCUGUGUGGCGACUAUUCAUUCACCGUUUUCUUUUGUACGUACGGCUCUAUAUAAACAACUCGAUAAAUCAUAAGAAAAUAAUCAAUUUUCAUACUAGUUUUUUCUAAAUUAUUUCUUGACUAUUUCUUAGUCGAGGAAAUGCCGAGCUUGGUCGUAAAUUAAGAUCGGACUACCCUGAAGUGGUCUACGACCAACUCAAGUUGAGUCGGAUCCCGACAUUGUUCCUGCUAAGUUUUUGGAAUUGAAAAAAUUAAAUUGAAUAAAGUAAAAAAAAUCUAGUAAAUUAUCUCAAGAAAAAGAAAAAAUUUUAAAAAGUCAAAGAUCAGGUUCGAUCCUGAACAUACUGAAAAUUUGGUAACAGGGUACUUAGAAAUACUAUACAAUGGUACCCAAUUCAGUACUUGAUCAGUACCUUUAGGUACCAAAUUACUGUGCAUUUUCCAGCAGGGUACUUGCCAAAGUACCACUUAGGUACCUGUAAGUACCUGCAAGUACUUUGGUACCCAAAAGUUCCUGUGACAUACUGGCAUCAGGGUACUUUUUUGGGUACCCUUAUCUCAGUAUAUUCUCUAGGGUUGUCAAUAUCUUCUUAUCUUGUCAAUAUUCUCUUAUCUUUUUCGUUCUAAAUUAAUAAAUUAGUCAUAUAUCACAAGAAGAGAUUAAUUAUUUCGACGUUUUCCUUUUCAAAAUUUCUAUUCGAUGUUUUCCUUUUUUAGCUGUUUACAUUUUCGAC
Molecule: messenger RNA, 2237 nt
Organism: Rotaria sp. Silwood1
Lineage: Eukaryota; Metazoa; Rotifera; Eurotatoria; Philodinida; Philodinidae
Source: the annotation of a GenBank genome assembly